Molecule: messenger RNA, 987 nt
Organism: Colletotrichum spaethianum
Lineage: Eukaryota; Fungi; Ascomycota; Sordariomycetes; Glomerellales; Glomerellaceae
Exons: 3
Coding region: 1-987 (328 amino acids)
Source: RefSeq, a predicted model, not a curated record
AUGCAUACUACUCUUUCUCUCUUGGUUGCCGGUGCUGGCAUCGCCAACGCAUACACCAUUGCCGUAGCCGAGCCGUUCAUGCGCAAGAACAUUGACCCUGUCGUUAUGCCUGGUCAAUACAAGAGCCACAUGCACACGUUCUUUGGCUCCGAUGCCGUCACCCUCAACACCAACUCUUCCCAGGAGCUGCAGGCCGGCUGCUCGACAGCCGAGAAUCCCAAUGACUACUCGUCUUACUGGGUCCCUACCCUCUACGUCAAGAACGACACCGGCGUGAACCCUGUACCCUUCUCCCGCUUCAGUGCCUACUACGUCUCUAUCGAGAAUGCUGAGGUCGCCAUCCCCCAGGACUACAAAACUGUCGCUGGCAAUGCCCAGGGCACAAAGCAGUCCGACGUUGAGGAACUCGCCGGCAUCCAGUGGUUCUGCGAGGGCGAUGCAACCGAGGAGGGUAAAGAGGCCGCUGCAUGGCCCACGAAAACGUGCUCGACGCACUUACAGACCCUUCUGCUCUUCCACGACUGCGUCAACGAGCAGACCCUCAAGUCAGCCUAUUCGGGCACCCAGAACUGGAAAGAAGGAUACAAGCCCGCCAACCGCUGCCCCGAAGGCAUGAAGCGGAUGCCGCAGCUGCGCUUCUCAAUUCGUUAUGACCUCCGCCAGCUCCUCCCCGACGGAUGGAACGGCAGUCACCCAUUCGAGCUCGCCUGCGGGAACUCGUUCUGCUCUCACGGCGACUUCAUCAACGGAUGGUUACCCGAAGCCGCAGCCAACAUGCUCAAGGCCAACAGCAAGCGAGAAUUUGCUGGCGUGGAUGGUCCUGACGGGAAGUACAACGCUGGCUCCAAGUGCGGUGCCAAGAACGCAGAUGCCGAUCCUGAAAACGGCACCUCUAACUACGAAGAGAGUGUUAGGGUGAUGAGCAGCAAGCGCAGCAUCGGGCUGCGCUCCCAGUCUCGUCGGGCCCCAACAGCUGCACCGUACUAA